AAUUCUUCUCUCUCUUUCAGCAGCGUAACGCUCUGAAACCCUAAUCUUACCACCAAAACCCUAAUCCCCAAUCUCCUCCAUGGCGUGUACCAUCGACUUCCGGCGCCUGGACGAGGGCUUUGGGGGAAAGACCUACAAGCGAAAGCGUGAAGAAGCUGAGAGCAGCCUCAACAUCAUCAGCUCUGAAAAUGCCGACGCCUCCAUGGACGUCGAUGAGUCGCUUCCACCGCUCAAGCGAUCCGCGAUUCCUUCAUCGGAGAAUCCUGACAAACCGACCUUCGGAAACCCGACCUAUGACGGCGUGAUCGCCGGAAAGGUCUCCGGACGGAAGUGGAAACAGCCGCGGAAGCACAGGACGUCCGCUAUGCUGGUGAGCCGAAAAGGCACCACGUUCGAGGAGAGGGAGAGGCAGAAGAUGAUUAAGGCCGCGUACAGGGAACGGAAGGAGGAAUUGAAGGAGCAGAUUAGGUCAAACAAGGUGGAGAAGAGGAAGAAGAAGGAAGAGAGAGAGAAGAAGAAGAAGGAGAACAUUUUGAGAUCUGGAACUAAGCUACAGAAGAUUACAAAUCCCAAGACACUGAAGAAGAUCGCCAAGUCUAAGCAGAAGAAACUAUUGAAGGUUGUUCCUGAGGAUUACAUUAAAAAGUAGGUCAGUUGCUUCUGUUCUCAGGUCUUCUUCAGUGAUUCCACCAUCAUUCUAGCAUUAUAGAUAGAUUUGUCUGUUUUCUUUUUCUUAAAUUUUGGACUUUUUCUUGUUGAAUUUUUUCGUAUGAUGUACUUGAAACAUAUAAAACUCAACCUAAGGAAAUCAAAACAAAUAGCUGCGUUUCUUGAUGUUUA
Molecule: messenger RNA, 840 nt
Organism: Cucurbita moschata (crookneck pumpkin)
Lineage: Eukaryota; Viridiplantae; Streptophyta; Magnoliopsida; Cucurbitales; Cucurbitaceae
Product: protein PXR1
Exons: 1
Coding region: 80-649 (189 amino acids)
Cellular component (GO): nucleolus
Source: RefSeq, a predicted model, not a curated record